Molecule: messenger RNA, 6959 nt
Organism: Podarcis lilfordi (Lilford's wall lizard)
Lineage: Eukaryota; Metazoa; Chordata; Lepidosauria; Squamata; Lacertidae
Source: the annotation of a GenBank genome assembly
GGAAGGAGGUGGAGAAGGAGGAGGAGGAAGAGGUGGGCGCUGCUGCUGCUGCUCCUGCUCCUGCCGCCGCCGCCGCUGGUGCGACGACGUAAGAUCCACCUCAGCUCAACUCCCCUCGCAUCCCAGCCAGCACUUCCUCACUUCCUCGAGUGGCUGUCCGCCGCACACCGCUUGCUGCUGCCUCUGCCGCCGCCGCCUCCUCCUCCGCCGGGGGGCUUGAUCGAGCCGCAGCUCGGCUUCCCCCGCUCCGGGACUGCGGGCGGGGGGGCUCCCCGGACCCGCCACUCGCCGGGAGGGGCUGGAUGGUUACCCCGGGCAGGCUGGUUCCAGGAUGUUAGGGACCGUGAAAAUGGAAGGGCACGAGACGAGCGAUUGGAACAGCUACUACGCCGACACGCAGGAGGUGAGCCGAGCGGGGUGCGAGGAGGGCUUGGAAAAGGGGCUCCGUCCGCCCCCUCGAGGUGUGGCGGGUGUGAGAGAGAGGGGGAGCCAGGGUCCGCUCCCAGAGCCCGACAAAGCCCAGGUCUGCCUCCCUCGACCUUCCAGCUGCACGGGAACCCGGGAAGGAAGGCGCCAAAGAGAAACUAUAGAGGGCAGCGGGGAGAUCUCCCUGGCCGUCGAGUGGACGGAAGACGGGAGUCCUUGGUUUCUUUCUAGGGUCUCGCCUUGGAGACCUACGGGCGCCCCUCCAACGCCUCUUGAUUCUGAGUUAGGGCCUUGAUGUGUGGGGUGGGGUUGUUUGAGGCAAAGACCACUUCUAACCCUCCCGUCGGGGAACGCUUUCCGCCUCGUCGGCCGCCUUCUCUCUCCCUCCCACCUCUCCCUUGGGCUGCUAUUGCACUCUGCUGAGCAUAACAAUCGUUCGUGUGUACUUUGCAACACGCUUCUUUCAAGGCGGCGGCGGCGGAAUAAAAACUGAAACGGGAGCAAUUCUCCCCGCGACCGGCGGGUGGCGCUGCGGAGAAUAGGAUCUCUGGAGCCUGCGACCAGGAACCGGGCUCUGUUUUUUGCAUUGUCCAUUCAUAUCCACGUUCCUGAUUUAACAAUAUGCUCCAAAGAACUUCCAAGAAAAGAUCAAAGACGCGCAAACGAACAAUAACGGGUGGAGGAGCAUGUAAAACCCCGAUGGGGCGGAGGGUGGGAGGGAGAGAGAGAGAGAUGAAUGGGGCCCUCUUAACUGAAUAGGGAGUGAAAGACCGAAAAAUACCCCCCAAAAUGGCUUCAGCUGCGAACUGAGCCUUACAGAACGUGAAAGGGAAAGUGACAAGAUGAUAUGAACAAAAAUAAAAGUGGGGGCGGGGAGGGAGAGGUACCUAGGAUCAAGUAGACCUGACGGCGUGUGUGCAAAAAAUCAGAUAUCGCUCAACAUUGCUUUCCUCCCCAGAGUUAAUGUCCCGGGUUCAUAUGCGCUGCCUGCGCCGGCUGUAGACUCCGGCUGAACAUAUGUGUUUGUGUAGGCUGUCGUAUUCCGGAUUCUUAUUUAAUACUGAAGGGUCAACAGAGGCCAAGGAAGGGGUUUAGUUUAAAUGUAUGCCUCUUCCCAGCGCCAUAGGCACUCAGGAGGGCGGGGGGACCCUAAAAUGCCGCUAGUAUGCUAAUAUGGGGCCCUUCACUGGUAAGCAUAAUUCAUCCUUCUCCGCGCCAGAUUUCCCUCUCUCUCUCAAUUUGAUUUUCCAGUGUUCUAUUGACAAUUUUACAUCCAGUUUUAUUUAUCGCUCACCCGCCCGCACACAUUAUUUUCCCAUCCAGUCUUGCUCCGUGAAGGAUACUUGAUUUUUUUAUUUAAAAAACGUAUUUGUUUUAUAAAUCGUAGCACGCCAGGCAAGGGGGGAAAUGAUUCAUUUAUGGAGAAAUAGUUUUAUAUAGAAAUAUAAUGCUUAUAUAGAAAUUAUAUUCUCCAUCAGUUAUGCUUAGUCACACUGCAUAAUCUUAGGAUUGUUUACUAAAAAAGGGGGAAAAAGUCAGAAGUAGGAGAACCGUCUGUGUAUCACCCACAAUAUCACAACCACCUCUAAGAUGUGCAAACGCUGUCGGAGAGAUAUUCUGUAAGAAAUCUCAGGCAUAUUAUAAAUCUCUUAGCUUUUAGGAAUUUGAAAUUCUAAUUAUAUUAGAGAACCGUGACUACACCUACUGAACGUUUAAAACACAAGCAAACUAGGAAGCGAACCUCUGGGAUACCCUUUCCCGGAUUCAAGCCCAGCUAAUAGCGUGCAUUAGCUGCAGUUGUUUUAGUAAUUACGUUUUUUAAAAAUUAAGCGGGGGUUCGCUUUCUCAGUCUAUUUCCCCCCCAGACUGAUUUUUUUAUUAUUAUUCUUAUUAUUAUUAUUUGGUCUGUUCUUUUAUUCCAGACCGUUCUGUUAUUUGGGACUCAAGGUGGGGAAACUGGCUGAAUCUUAAUUUAGACGGUCGAAAGGUUUGAUGAAGCUUCAGUUGACUAUAAACCUCGGGGAAAUAGAUGGGCGGAGGGAAGCUACCUUUCGCCCCCCCACCUCCAAGAAAAGGCUGUGUUGUUUUGGGCCCAAAAGGUGCAGUUGUUCAUUUUGUAGAAAACUUCCCGGCGGGCCAGGAAUGUGGGGCAGCCAGCACAGAAGAGAGAGAGAGAGAGAGAAGGGGGACGCGGGGUUUGUGUCAAAGAGGCCGCAAAGUUUGUUUUUCCCACCAGCCUCUCUCUGAGACUUUGGGAAGCUUUGGGGCAGGAGGCCGAGGAGGAGCCACGACCUCGGAGAGCUCCAUUUCGGCGCCUUGCAACAAGGCGCGGGGAUUUCGGCCCGGCCUCCUUCGGGAAAGGCACCUGCCUCGGCGGCCUAGCCCAGUGGCAGAUCCGCCACCCGCUUGGAGCAGCGCCGCAAACCGUCGGGUUUCCCUCCUUCCCUUCCUAGGGAUGCGCUUUCUUGUGGCGGCGAGGCUGGCGAUCUUGGAGUGAAUGGCGGCUUCUCUCUCACCGACCUUUCUCUUCCCUCGCUGUAAUUCUUAAGUGUAUUUAAUUAUCACUGGUGUUUCCCUCUAUUUUUUUUUUUAAAUGAAAUAGUACAUGACCUGGCCUUGGAAAAGGGGAAUCUCUGAAGGAGGCGCCGGGCUUCCUCAGAUCCCACUUUAGACGCCCGCGGCAAGGAUGUGGCGUGGCUUGUCUCAGCCGGCGCUUUGCCCUGGCAGGACCCGGGAAGGUCUGUGGGUGUCUGAUCCUUUGGGCCGACUGGUUCUUCUCCCGCGUGUCCCCGAGUUCUGGUUUGUUGCGCGUAAUUUGGCACCCGCAGCCACCCACUCGCGCCGCCAGGAUCUUUGCUUCCUAAGAACAGGGCCUCCUCUUAACAAUGCAGGCCGCAUCCAAACAUCUCCACAACUCUUGUUUUUACUUUCUGUGGAGAUAAAGGCGCUACAGCGGUUUGUGGUUGGCCCUCCGCACUCUUUACUUUGAAGGAAGGAAAACGUUUUAACAGGAUGCGCGCCAAGCUGCGACGCCUUCGGUGCAAAUCGGGACCUUUUACGGAUACGCCUUGGUUCUCCUAUAAAGUUAGAUCGAGUAGAUUCAUAAUGUCGCUGUCCUUCAAAUGCAAACCGUGUGUGUGUGUGUGUGUGAGAGAGAGAGAGACCUCUCCCCCCUUUCCUUCUCACACAACCCCCCCAAAUAAAACCCCUGAUCCAUCCAGGGCCAAGAUAUUUCUAGCGUUUGGAGAAUCAACCUGGACACGCUCACUGCCCCUUCAGCGAACCCUGUGAUAAAUCGCAAACUAGAGACUAGGAUACGGUUAAGAAGGUGCCGCUUUGAGUGUAGUUUGUGAGCGAUAGUCGAGAUCCUAAUCCUCGCCGGCUGGUUGCGUGAGAAAGGAAUCUUGCGAGAGCAGCUGGGAAUUCACCGAGGUGACCAAUAAAGGCAAAGGUCGGAAGGGACUGGGGCAGCAACUGGUGCCACGGAGGGAAGGGAGGUUAGGAAGGUAGGCAGGUGCGUUCCGGCUUCUCGCCUCCUUUCGGCCGUCUAAAUUAAGAUUCAGCCAGUUCCCCCCACGUCUAACCAGUGUCUCCCUCCGCAGGCCUACUCGACGGUGCCCGUGGGCAACAUGAACUCUGGCCUGGGCUCCAUGAACUCCAUGAACACCUACAUGAGCAUGAACGCCAUGACCACCAGCGGCAACAUGACGUCGGGCUCCUUCAACGUGUCCUACGCCAACCCCAGCCUGGGCGCGGGCCUGAGUCCCGGGGCGUCGGGGGGCGCCAUGAACAGCAUGUCGGCCAUGGGCUCGGCGCUCAGCCCCGGCGGCAUGAACGCGAUGGGCAGCCCGCAGGCCUCUCUGAACGGGCUGGGCGCCUACGGGGCCAUGGGCCCUCCCUGCAUGAGCCCCAUGGGGUACGCCGCGCCGUCGCUGAGCCGCGGCGGACGCGACGCCAAGAGCUUCAAGCGCAGCUACCCGCACGCCAAGCCGCCCUACUCCUACAUCUCGCUCAUCACCAUGGCCAUCCAGCAGGCGCCCAGCAAGAUGCUCACGCUGAGCGAGAUCUACCAGUGGAUCAUGGACCUGUUCCCCUACUACCGCCAGAACCAGCAGCGCUGGCAGAACUCCAUCCGCCACUCGCUCUCCUUCAACGACUGCUUCGUCAAGGUGGCGCGCUCGCCCGACAAGCCCGGCAAGGGCUCCUACUGGACGCUGCACCCGGACUCGGGCAACAUGUUCGAGAACGGCUGCUACCUGCGCCGCCAGAAGCGCUUCAAGUGCGACAAGCAGCCCGGAGGAGGCAAAGCGGGACAAGGUGCCGUCGGGGGAGGAGGUGGUGGUGGCAACGGCAGCGAAGGCAGGAAAGACCCCGGAGGAGGAGGAGGAGGUUCGCCUUUGCACCGAGGCGCCAAAGGAGGCCAGCUAGAGUCCGCCCCUUCGAAUCCCGGCUCGGGCAGCCCGCAAGGCCUGGACCACAGCGGGAGCGGAGCGGAGCUGAAGCCGUCGGUGGCCUCUUCCGCCGCAGCUGCCGCGGCGGCGGCUGCUGCUGCUGCCGCGGCAGCGGUGGCAGCGGCCUCCGUGCCCCCUGGGCCGAGCUUGGCCUCUCUGGGUCACCCGGGCCACUCUCUGGGUCACCACGAGUCUCAGCUGCACCUCAAGGGCGACCCGCACUAUUCCUUCAACCACCCCUUCUCCAUCAACAACCUCAUGUCCUCCUCGGAACAGCAGCACAAGCUAGACUUCAAGGCUUACGAGCAAGCGCUGCAAUAUUCCUCCUACGGGGCCGGGCUGCCGGGAGGGCUGCCUCUGGGCAGCGCAUCCAUGGGCGGCCGGGGAGGCAUUGAGCCCUCGGCCCUGGAGCCGUCCUACUACCAAGGUGUGUAUUCCAGACCCGUCCUAAAUACGUCUUAGCUGGCAGGGACUCGAGGGCGCACCAAGCAGCAAGCUUCCUCCCCAGCAGGGCUGGUUGGUUUGGCCUCUCCCAUCCUCCCCCUUCUCCUAGAUCUCUCAGCCGAAAGUGACGGUGCGUUUCCCCCAACACCAUCCCUGCGAGGCGGGGGAAGCAAAAGGAGAAGGGGGCGGAGAGCAGAAGAAAGGACUGUUACUUUAUUAUUAUUAUUAUUGUUAUUGUUAUUAUUAUUAUUGUAUCCCCCCCAAUGCAUAGUGUUUAUUCUAUUUUGGCCUGGAAAGUCCAGCAAAUCGCAUCCAACUCCGCAAACAGACACUGUAUAUACCGCCCACCUUCCCUCGCCAUGACCACGAAAGAUUGAUUUCCAACCUGUAAAUUAUUAUUAUUAUUAGUGGAUUCCCCCCCCCCUCCGCCCCACUUUAACCUUCUUCGGCGUAAUCUCAUCAAUAAAAGCAGACCUACGAAGAUGCCUUAUUCUAGUGAGUCAGAUCUCUGGCUGGCUUGCUCCUGCAAGGUCUCAAGACUGAGCUGUUCCAAGUCCCGCCCCCCCUCCAGCCCAGCCUUUAGAUAAAUAAAUAAAUAAAUAAAUAAAUAAAUAAAUAAAAGGCAGAAUGAGGUGGAACCGGGGGCCUUCUCUGCGUAUACAGGCCUCUCCAGUUAAAGUAGUCCCAAAUGGAGAGGUUUAAGUUAAAUUUAAAUUAGGAAGUGGACAGGGACAGGCGAUACAGUGCUGAAUAUAUAAAUGCGCAUAUAUAUAUAUAUAUGCCAAGGGAGUCCUUGAACAGAACAGCCCCCGGUCCCACCAGAGCCUUGGGGAAAGGAAAUCUCCUAACCAACCCAGAGUUGAUCUGACCGGUUCGUAAUGUCUCCUCUGGGAGAGAUAGGUCACACGCCCAUGGACCAUAGAGCCUGAUCCUGAACCCCCCUGCCCUAACUCUGCAAAGUGACAGGGGUCGCGGCUGGAUAUGGAUGCAAAGUCGCACGGGUCGCAGUCGUUUUAAUUUCCCCCUCCCUCCAAGCUGUUACUAAAGCGUCUCCUUCACCGGGAAGCGCCCUGGCCACGUGGACGGCUGGGUAUUUAAUCCCAGGACCCCUUCCCCGCCGCGUGCAUUCUCGAACUAUAUCUAGCCGUAACAACAAUAAUUAUUGUCAUUCUCCUCUCCCUCCCCCGAAUAUUUUAAGAUAGAAGGGGUUCUCUCCCUCCCUCUCCUCUUCAUCAGAUCAGUCUAUGACCAGUCAUGAUUCUGCCCCUCUCGAAUUUCUUGUGGCCGCUUAAUUAUCGCCGUUGUUAGCACGUUCAUCCAGUGUUAAUGCACUUUCCACCGUUUUCUUUUUUACACGAUGUUUUAGCCUUGCCAGACGGGUUGCUUCCCUUCCUCCUCCUCCCCCCCCAACUUCCCCUCCCUGUUCGCUUUCACGACGUCCUUAAUUUAUUUGCACGGUUUUAUUACUUUCUUUCUUUACAGCUUGAAAGUGCUUUUAAAUGACGGUUUUAAAAAAAAUGACACACACCAUUUUAAAGAAAAUAAAAAAAAAUCUUAAUUUUAUAAUAAAUGUGAUUGUAAUUGAAAAAAAUGUUUUGAUUUUUUUAAAGGAAAAAAAUGACAAUAUAAGCAGCGACG